AUGCAGAUGUACCUAAGACUUGGCUGGUUUCUCAUCUCCACAACGUGGAUCCUGUGUACAUUUGUUGUAGGAGUGUGUGCCUCCUCAGCCUCCUCGGACUCCAAAUUUGGCUGUAAACUGCCCAGCGAGAAGAUAACUGGCUACAUGAGCCGCCCUGGAGAUAUUGUUAUAGGAGGAACUUUUCCAAUUAAUUUGGAGAGGGUCCAUAUUUCCCUCAACUUCACCCGGAAACCCCCUGAACUGACUUGCCAGACGUUCGGAAGUGAGUAUUACAAGAGCAUGAGGGCCCUGGUUUUUGCUGUGGAGGAAGUUAAUGCAGACCCAGACAUUCUUCCCAAUAUUACUUUGGGCUACCAGAUUUUUGACACCUGCAACACGUUACGGAGAGCAUCGCAAGGGACACUCUGGAUCCUGGGUGGAGGGCAAGAAAUUAUUCCAAAUUAUUAUUGUUCCAGAGGGGAGACACUUGCUGGCAUAAUCGGAGAAUGUGGCUCGACCCCUUCUAUUAUAAUGGCCCAAAUUUUGGGACUCUACAGAUACCCACAGCUUCUCCACUAUGUUCAAAAUGUCAACUUUAAGACCAAAGAUGGAAGUAACAUGUUUUUCAAUGAAAAAGGGAACCCUCCAGCUGUUUAUGACAUAGUGAACUGGCGUCUGGGUUCCAAGGGCAGGAUGGAGCAGGUUGUGGUUGGGAGAUAUGAUUUGAACUCCCCAGAUCAGGAGACUAUGAGUGUAGAUAAAAAGGCUGUUACAUGGGCCAAUAAGGAAUCUCAGGUUCCUCUAUCCAAGUGCAGUCCAAGUUGUCGGUCAGGAUUUAGGAAGGUGAUUGUCCCAGGAAAACCCUCUUGCUGCCAUGAAUGUGCCCGGUGUCCUAAUGGACACAUUUCAAGCCAGACAGAUGCUGUGGAAUGUCAUCCAUGUUCCUGGGACACAUGGCCAAAUUUCCAGCAGGACAGAUGCUUACCAAGAACUACAGAGUUCCUUUCCUAUGAAGAACCUUUGGGUUACAGCUUAGCAGGCAUUUCCAUCUUCUCUUCUCUAAUUGCACUUACUAUUCUGGGACUUUUUAUUAAAUAUAAAAGAACACCAAUUGUCAGAGCAAACAAUUAUGCCAUUAGUUGUCUUCUCCUGCUUUCUCUGUUCCUCUGUUUCCUUUGCUCUUUAGCUUUCAUUGGUUACCCACAACCCGAAAUGUGUCUUCUGCGCCAGGUGGCAUUUGGGAUGGUUUUUGCUCUCUGUAUCUCCUGUGUUCUGGCCAAAACCAUCAUUGUUGUUAUUGCCUUUAAAGCAACCAAACCAAACAGCAGGUUAAGAAAGUGGACAGGAGUAAGGGUGUCCUACUGGAUCAUUGGGUUUGGUGUCUUCAUUCAAUCAUUUCUGUGUUUAAUGUGGCUGAUAUGCUCUCCUCCAUUCCCAGAGAUUAACACUGACACCAAACCUGGAGUCAUUAUACUUAACUGCAACGAAGGGUCACCUAUUUCUUUCUGGUGCAUGCUGGGAUAUCUUGGUCUCUUGGCCACCAUCAGUUUCAUUGUUGCUUUCAUGGCUAGAAGACUCCCUGACAGUUUCAAUGAAACCAAAUUUAUCACAUUCAGUAUGUUGGCUUUCCUCAGUGUCUGGGUGUCCUUUAUCCCAGCCUAUCUCAGUGCACAGGGCAUGUAUACUGUGGCAAUGGAGGUCUUUGCCAUCCUGUCUUCCAUCUGGGCUGUGGUGGUCUGUAUCUUUGUGCCAAAAUGUUACAUUGUGUUAUUCCGGCCCAACCUUAACUCCAGAGAACAUCUCAUGGCAAAAGUAAGAAGUAAGAAAUAA
Xenopus laevis (African clawed frog) is the source of this 1809-nucleotide messenger RNA. RefSeq names its product vomeronasal type-2 receptor 1. The record is from RefSeq and is a predicted model, not a curated record. The transcript has 5 exons. Bases 1 to 1809 code for a protein of 602 amino acids. Lineage: Eukaryota; Metazoa; Chordata; Amphibia; Anura; Pipidae.